GGUAAAGCUGCACGGGCUGCAGCGGAGUGGUUGGACAAUGGGUGGACACGCGGUUGCUGUGGCAGGGAUCCCGGUGGAGAUUGCGCCUAACUGCCAGAACAAGUACAGCCCGAUGCAGAAUACAUCAUCCACCCGACUCCGGUCACCGGUACCGUGGCCGACCGUUCUCGAAGAUAUCUGGAGCUGGAAUUUAGCCACUGAGUUAGUUUGUUGACCGCAUGGUAUUCUUACUGUCGCAUACCGCACAACACCCAAUCCCACCAAGAAUCCUGAUCGAAAUUUAAACCGAACGCCAAUCCCGGGAUCUAUAUACAAUCCAGUGGGCGGACUCUAGCCCUAGCCGCUAGAAUGAAGGUAUUUGGGUGGAUCUCGGUCGCAUUCUUCGCUUCGACUGUGUUAUCGAUAGAGACGUUGCCAUUUUCUCCUCCGCAAUCCGCCGAAGCAAACAAAAGGGCAUAUGAAGUCUUACGUAUAUUAAAGCGGGCUGACAGCUGCCCGGCUGGGUAUGACCCAUGCUCCAAUAUGGGUAGAUCCGACGUCUGCUGCAGACAAGGUUCCGUCUGCUCUCGUGACGCCGCCGACAAUAUUGCCUGCUGUCCGACUGGAGCGAAAUGUACAGGCUCACUUAGCGGAGACUUCACCUCUGCCUCGACCAGCUUCAGGUUCCCAGGAACCGCAACUGCUUCUAUGACCACCACGGGACCCAAUGAUGCUACCAUUACUGGCUCGACGAUGCCAGGCGCUUAUCCGUUCGUCUAUGUCCCGACGACGUUCCCUAACGCCGGUGUAUGCUCCUCAUACUACUCCUUGUGUCAAAGUGAGUACACUGGUUGUCUUUCGAGUCUAGGAGGAGGCUAUGCAGUCACGGUGGCAGCUGAGGGUGGAGGUGUAACCAGAGCUGGCGGAGGGGCAGCUGGGGCAGUCUCUACCUGUUCUAGCUUGAGUAUGGAUGCCUGCCAUGGCCUCAAUCUGGGUUACUGCGACACGUAUGCGACUGGAACUGGAGACAUGAACAGGGCACCCCCGGGACGGACCUCUAGUCUGGAAGAUCUCGUCUUUGGCAUGGUAAUUGGCGUGGCCGGUAUGUUUAUUUGAUUAGCGUUGAUGCUUUUACGUUUCUUCAUGGUGGAUAUGCGAUAUGAAAAUAUUUUUUUUGUUCUUUCUCUUUUACCUACAUGUUACAACAGAUUGAUCUCCUGGAAGUUGAACGAAUGGGGCGUCUUUCACGCACAUAUUACAUGAAAGCUUAUGGCUGGACUUUUACUUGGUUUGACCUCGUAUGUAUGCUUUUCUUUUGGAGAGGAUGGAGGAUGAUUGAACGAUGUUAUGGUUCAGAGUUAUGCUAAGGUGUAAAUCUACUGUUCUGGGGCGUUUACAUAUGUACAUAUCUAGGAUAAGGGGACAUAAGAUCCCAACAUUACUGUCUGAACCAUAUAACCCAGGGUAU
Molecule: messenger RNA, 1447 nt
Organism: Aspergillus caelatus
Lineage: Eukaryota; Fungi; Ascomycota; Eurotiomycetes; Eurotiales; Aspergillaceae
Exons: 3
Coding region: 349-1095 (248 amino acids)
Source: RefSeq, a predicted model, not a curated record